AUGCAAUCAAGUUGCAAUACAGAAUUGCAUGUAACUCUGAACAAUUUCACUGAUUGUCUUUAUUUACUUGAUGAACGCUUUAAUCAACUUCAUACACUGCGUGUUUAUACUGUAAACCAUAACUUUAUACAUGUAAUUAUUAGUAAUAAGGAUAAACUACCAAAUUUAAAACAUUUUUCGUUGAAUCAUGGAUUCGAUACAUAUUUAUAUGAUAAAUUAAUUGUACCACUUCUACAACGAAUGAUUAAUUUAGAAGAGUUAAAUUUAUAUCUUAUAAUCUCUCAUAAACAAACAAUAGUUGAUGGUAUAGAUUUGAAGAAAAAUAUUCUCAAUUAUAUGUCUCAACUGAAGAAAUUUUCAUUUAGCAUUAGUUCAGAAGUUCAUCUUGGUAAUGAAAUUAAUUUACCAUCAAAUGAUGAUAUUCAAAACACAUUCAAAGAUUUUAAAGAUAAUGAAAUAAUUUCUUAUGUUGAUAAUUUCCCAAUGAGUAACAAAAUUGGCUGUCGUAUGUAUUCAUAUCCAUAUAGAUGGACCAAUCAAGCAUUUCCAAAUGUGAAGAAGUUAAGAUUAGAAAAUGAACAACCUCAAAAGAAGAAAAAUCAUGGCGAUUCUUCAAUAACCACAUACUUUCAUUUAACUGAACUUCAUCUACUUUUCGCUCAUGAUGAUUAUAUUGAAGAAUUUCUAACUGAUUCGAAGACAUAUUUACCCAACACUGUUGACCUUAUUGUCGAAUAUAAAGCAAUACAAAGGUUAACAGAAAAUUUUACAAGAAGUACAACACAAAUCAAUUGUUCUAAAUUAAUUCGUUUAUAUCUAUAUGAAGAUGAUGAUCAAAUAAUUUUAGAUGAUAUGGAACAUUAUUUUCCUCGUGCAAAAAUAUUUCGUGAUUCAUAA
Messenger RNA from Adineta steineri, 897 nucleotides. The record is from the annotation of a GenBank genome assembly. NCBI's taxonomy places the organism in Eukaryota, Metazoa, Rotifera, Eurotatoria, Adinetida, Adinetidae.